CUCGAUUUAGUCUUGAGAAGUUGAUCGUACCAAACACACCUGUAGACAGACGUAACGGUCGAAACGUAGUGAGCAAACCAUACGGACGGUUUGGGUUUUGCUCUGUUUUUAUUGUUGUUGUUUUUUUUUCGCUUAUGUGCUACGCUCGUUUUUCCAAUCGUGUUUGGCGGUUUGUUCAUUGCCUCUGCAACAACGACAAAUUCAACACGUUCACCAAUACAUAAAAGUGUCGUGUACAACAACAACAACUAUAACUAAUAUACUGUUACUAACUUGGCCAUGUCAAUGACGCGACGGUGAGCGCCAAUACGCGUCAACGUCAAGUGCUAACUGAAAAAUGCCUACCGAGAAUACAAUGCUAGAGGACCGCCCUGGCGGCGGUGCCAUGACUAUGACGCGCCCGAGCCGCCUGGAGCAAUUCUUGCAAGCGCCUGGCGCUGGCGGCGCGUCGGAGCAACGUAGCGCUUCUAGCGGACGUGUGCCGGGCGGCGCUGCUGCCGCCGCUGCUGCGGCAGCUGCUUAUGAGACACAACUCGCUUACCAACAUCAUUUGGUGGCGGCUGGUUUGAUGGGCGCUGGCGGUGGCGCGGCAAAUGCGCAAGCGGCACAUUCCGCCUUCGUGCCAGUGCUGCCAUCACGUAAUGCAAUGCGCGCGCCAGGCGCCGCCGCCAUUUAUGGUGGCAUGCUGGACGCGGAGGUGGCCAAGGAGGCAAGCAAACGUCAUGGCAGUAAUACAAAUUUCGAGAUCAUCUCUAUGAUGGCGGAUAAACGUAAAGAGUUGGCGCUGCGCGAGGCUGCCGCGGCGGCAAUGUUGAUGCAACGACCACCUGGGCAGGGUCCACCACCGGGUGUGCCUACUGCUGUUAUGUAUCCACCACCACCGUAUUUGGGCGGACCGGGCCCAUCGCCAACUGGCGCCGGCACAUUCGCCUUUCCAUCGGCAGCCGCAACGGCAGCGUUGUUUCCCGCUGGGCUGCCACCAACUAUGCACGCUGGUUUGGAUCGCCGUUUAUUGCGCGCACCGGGACGCGCAUCACGUCCGAAGAAGCAGUUUAUUUGCAAAUUUUGUAAUCGUCAGUUCACCAAGUCUUACAAUCUGCUCAUACACGAGCGCACGCAUACCGACGAGCGACCGUAUUCGUGUGACAUAUGUGGCAAGGCAUUCCGCCGGCAGGAUCAUUUGCGCGAUCACAGGUACAUACACUCCAAGGAGAAGCCAUUCAAAUGUACCGAAUGUGGCAAGGGUUUCUGCCAAUCGCGCACACUUGCCGUCCACAAGAUCCUACACAUGGAAGAGUCGCCGCACAAGUGCCCCGUCUGCAGCCGCAGCUUCAAUCAGCGCUCCAAUUUGAAAACGCACCUGCUCACGCACACCGAUCACAAGCCGUACGAGUGUUCUUCCUGUGGCAAAGUGUUCCGACGUAAUUGCGAUCUGCGACGUCAUGCGCUCACACAUGCGGUCGGUGAUGGGCCCUCGGAGUAUGUGGACGUGGGCGAAGAAGAUGAAGGCCGACAUUUGAGUGGUGAUGAAGAGGACACACUAUUGGAAGUGGAUUCACCGCGACAAUCGCCGAUACACCGCUUACACAGCGGUACGCCAACACAAGAGCUCGGCGGUGCUGCUGGACACGCGGAGAAGUCCAGUGGAGAGGCACGUGCAGCAGCGCGCAUGCGUCUCAAGCGUAAGGCAUGCUAUGAUGCAGCCGAAAUUUCUGAUGAAUCUGAAGAAGAGUUAGACGAGGACGAUGAGUUGGAUGAGGCCGAGCUGGAGGACGAGGCGGAGUUGGGCGAAGAUGAAGACGAGGAAGAAACAGUGCAAAAUAUGCCAAAAGUUGGUUUACUAGAACCGCGUCCCACCGGGCAGGGUGUGACACAUUGCCAUCACGAAGGCGGUGAAAUGUACACUAUGCGCCCGACGCAUGAAACGCGCGACUUACAUGAUGCAAUGCAUGCUAGCGAUUCGCCGCACACUUUUAACGCACCGCCAACCGGUUCUGCCUUCAUGCCGUCUUCGCCGAGCGCACGUUACAAUCCGAUGCGCGCGUUACCCGGCGCUGGCGAGUCCAUACAUUCGCCUUCAACAUCCAAUGGACCCGAACCGUACAUACCGAUGUUACAUGUACGUAGAGAUCUCCAUCCAAAAGCGUUGCUAUUAAGCGCCGCCGAAAUGAAAGGCGCAAAUAUAAUCCCACCAGGUGUAUUGGUGGGCGCACCGGCGUUACCCACACCAACACAACAACCACCACCGACAGUGUCAACAAUUGCAUUGCCACCAGUGUUAACACAGGCGACGCAAGCAAGCGGUAUAGCGCCUGCUGCGCCACCACCACCCUUACCGCCGCUCUUAGAUACGGGUAAGAAUUUACAACAACCGCUGCACUCACCGCUCGAAUCAAUGCCCAGUUUUCUGGGUUCCAUACCGAUACGCAAGCGCAUUGUGGGACUCGAACAAAUAGCCGAGGCGCAACGCGUCUACAACGCGCACACACAAAACGCCGGUCUUAUGGCACUCAAUAUGACGCGCACGCAUACCGCGCUAAAAGCAACACCACCGCCGCCACACACUCUGCUCCCGGGGAAGCCAUACAUGUCAAGCAUAAAUCAAGCGCCGCUCUUAUGCGAGUCUAAAACGUUGCUAGCUGCCGGUGUUGGUAUUGCUGUUGGUAGCGCGCAUGCUGACACCUCAACACUGUUGAGCCGAGAAGCGGCGGUGGAUAUAGCGCCAUUAACGAGCGCCAGCAGCAGCAGUGAGCGUCACUACCUAUUGCCACCUAAUAAUGCAGUUAAUUUGAAUACUCAGGAACCGUUGAGUGGCGUUGGCAGUGCAACUCGCCCAUCAUUAUCACCAGCAUCUACGGCGAUGACUAUGCAACCGCACCAGCAGCAGCAGCAGCAAGCAGCGCCGCCACCUACGCGCCGCACCGGCUUUAGCAUAGAGGAUAUAAUGCGCCGCUGAGGCUGUAAUUGCUGCCACAACAUUCCUAUAUUUUACUUUUUAUCAUACCACAAUGGUUUCUUUAAGAUUUUUGAUAUACUAUUUGCUAUAUAUUUAUGUUUAAAUAGUUUAUAGAAUACAUUUCAAAUCCUCAAGUGCCUUCUCAUAUGCUAUGUACGUACGUAUAUUCUAGUGCUUCAAAGCCAUGCUAUGUAUACUUAAGUUAUCCACACAUAAUUUAAUUAGUAUUUCCGCUUAGCUUAAGUUGCUUAUAGCUGUACUUUUAUGCAAAUCAGUGAGCUUUUUAUUUGUAAAAUUUCAAUUAUUUUUCAUAUAUCUAUAAUAUUAUAUAAUAAAUAUACAUAUGUCAAAUUAGUUUUAAACAUCAUAAGUUACUAGUUUAAUAGCWCCUUUAUAUGUAUGUAUGUAUUCUACUUGCCGGGCACUUAGUGCUCUAAAAUGAGUUAUGUAUGUAUAUAUACAUAAAAUAUUAUACGUUUACUUAAUAAGGUAACAAAAGUAAAAAAAAUUGUUAAAAAUGUGUAACGAGUUGAGCAGCGCUUUCUUUAAAGAAAUUUUAAUAAGUAAUAUUGUAAGUAGAUCUUAUAUGUAUAACCGAUUGAGCUGCGAGAAAACUUAUCUAUAUUGCAAACCACAUCUAUGAUAAUUUUCAUAUAAAUUUUGUGCUGUUGCACCCGAAAAGCGCACUACAGUUUUUUACAGAAGGUAUACGGAAAGCGACUUUAGUAUAGUAUUAAAGUAAUUUUAAGCCUAUAACAGAUUGUUUAAUUUUUUUGUAAAAAAUAACAUUUCGGGUUUAAAAAUGUGAAUCAAGUAGUUUCGGGAUUUUUUCGGGAUUUUUAUUCUUUUGCUUUUUUGUAAAAAAAAAUCAAAUUUCGGGCUUAAAAAUGUGAAUCCUGAAAUUUCAGGGUUUAUCGGAAUUUUUAUUCUUUCGAUUAUUUUUAAAAAUAAAAUUUCGAGACUAAAAAUGUGAAUCCCCAAAAUUCUGGAGUUGUCGGAAUUUUGUUCUUUCGAUUAUUUUUAAAAAUAAAUUUUCGGGACUAAAAAUGUGAAUCCCGUAGUUUCGGGAUUUUUUCGGGAUUUUAAUUCUUUCGAUUCUUUGCACAAAAAUAACUGAACUUUCGGUAUUAAAAAUGUGAAUUCCGAAAUUUCGGGGUUUGAAAAUUAUUUAUGUAUUGGAACAAUCAAGACUUGCAAACACAUUAAACUUGUGUAAAAAUAAUUUUUGACAUUAUGAAAAAAAUUAUUUUAACUAAUCAAUUUAUUAUUAUUAUUCAUUUUAUUUUAUUUGAGAAUAUAAAAUCAUAAAAAGUGAACUGUUUUAAACACUAGACUCUCUCCACAGCGCAGUUAAUAUUGAAAAAUCAAAAUUAAUAAAAUUUACUGUAAAUUAAAGAAGUGAUAUUUUAUGAAA
This is a messenger RNA of Bactrocera latifrons, 4370 nucleotides long. RefSeq names its product protein bowel (gene bowl). The record is from RefSeq and is a predicted model, not a curated record. Gene Ontology annotation, molecular function: RNA polymerase II transcription regulatory region sequence-specific DNA binding; DNA-binding transcription factor activity, RNA polymerase II-specific. Gene Ontology annotation, biological process: embryonic pattern specification; regulation of transcription by RNA polymerase II; embryo development. NCBI's taxonomy places the organism in Eukaryota, Metazoa, Arthropoda, Insecta, Diptera, Tephritidae. Bases 338 to 2956 code for a protein of 872 amino acids. The transcript has 3 exons. Gene Ontology annotation, cellular component: nucleus.